Messenger RNA from Magallana angulata, 2880 nucleotides. Its product is annotated as PHD finger protein 10-like. NCBI's taxonomy places the organism in Eukaryota, Metazoa, Mollusca, Bivalvia, Ostreida, Ostreidae. The transcript has 16 exons. The coding region runs from base 67 to 2550 and encodes 827 amino acids. Gene Ontology annotation, cellular component: npBAF complex. The record is from RefSeq and is a predicted model, not a curated record.
GUAAGUUGUAAUGGCGUCUAGACGGUGAUUUUUGUCUAUUGUUAAAUUUUGCAAAAAUAACACAAGAUGUUUCCUGCAAACUCGGGACUUUUAAUGGAGAAUGUUUCAUCUCUUAAACAACCAGAAGGAAGUUAUAUAACUUCAAAUUAUGAAGCUUCACAAGCAGCCCAGCAAGGAAACCAGUCACUUACUUCUCAAGGGGUUGACAGUUCUGUACGGGUGCCACAUGAUGGCGAAAGGGCAUUCAAAGCAAUUUCGGAAGGAAAGGCAUGGUCAGACAAAGCAGUCGUGCUGGAAAACAAGAGUGCGUCUCAACUGAGCACAGGUUUAAGUCAACUAGGUGAUUACUCUUCUGGUAGCGACUCCGAGGAGGCAGAGAAUUCUAAAGCUGCAGAUGAGGCCAUUGAAUCCAGAGUUGCAGAUUGCCAGAACAAAUUUUCCUCUGAAACUUCAGAGCAGAGUAAAGUCAGUGGUGGUGAUUCUAAAAAAGUAAUGAAUAUCGAUGAAGAAGCUAUGGAAUGUACAGAGACCAAAGAGGAAAUUGGUCAACAAAGUAAAGAACUUGAAGCAGAUGUCACCAAAUCACAAAUCAUUCAAGACAAAAAGGAGGAUGCGUCGUCCGACAAAGAUGACGACAAAAAAUCAGAGAUGGAGCCUUCACAAGAUGUUUCUCCCUCAAUACUAACAGACAGGGACCAAGACCUUGCAGACCCAAAAGCUUCAGCAGAAAAGUCUGAUGUAUCUGAGCUAACAGCUUCAGAAAGAAGUAAGAGGUCUGAAUCAACUGGGUUUGAUGUGCAAGACCCAGUGGAUACCCCGGCCAUAAGAAAGCCUUCAAAGGUGGAAAUGAUCGACGAAGAGUCUAAUGCCAGCUUUAUCAAACUAGACGGUAAAACAAAGGAUUCUCCCUUGAACUUUGAUGUUCCACCCUCUCCAUACGGAGUGUCAGAGAUCUCAGAGACACCCGGACCAGGGACCCCAGCCUCUGUUGUCAGCAACGGAGACAGUGUUUCCUACCAAGCGUUUGACAACUUUGGACCUCCUACUCCAUCGUCAGUGGCAGAUAACUCAUCGAUGGGACCAACUCCCUCAAAACGGUCCAGACUGGCUGUUUACACGCCCAGCCAAGAACACAUCACAGCCAGUAAGUUAUUUGAAUACCAAUGGCCAACAGACGGAUCAGGAGAAUACUACAUGCUACAAGAACAGGUCUGCGAAUACCUGGGAGUCAAAUCCUUCAAACGGAAAUACCCAGAUUUGUUCCGCAGACAGGUGGACAUUAAGGAGAGAGUGUUUCUGAUGGAUAAAGGCGUUGUUACGGAGGGGCAGGCUGAUCUAGGUUUGACGGCACUAAAGAGCGAUGAAGUCUGUGACCUCAUGCAUAAAGACUAUCCCGAAAUGUAUCAGGAAUAUGCUGAGGUGUUACAUGAACGACAGAAACAGAAAAUCAGUGAAAAACACAAAGAGUAUGAAGUGCCCAAGCUUGAGAAAAGUAAGAUGAGUCUGUAUAUCAAGAAGGCCAUGAAGUCGGCUGCUGAGUGGAAUUCUAGCUUCCAAAAGGAAAGGCGAGAGGAGAGGAAAGCCUACCUUGACCUACAAACCUUUAAUAUCCACUACCCCCAGGGUCGAUACAAGGUGCUCCCUAAGGAGAUGACAAAGCCCAUCCACUACCCAGUUUCUCUCAUUCCAGGCCAAUUUCAGAAUUACUUUAAAAGAUACUCGACUGAUGAGCUCAAGUAUUUCCCAAUGAACACUGCCAUGUUUGAUCCCCCUAAACGAAUGGGGACCACCCUGGCUAACCCUCAGGAACAGCCGGAACCAGAGACUGCCUCAGAGGAGGAUGAAAAUGGUUCGGGGUCAGAUUCUGAUUCCGAUGACAGUAGUAGUGGAUCAGAGGGGACAAGUGGAGCAGAGGAUGGAGAGAAAAAGUCAGGUGAAACAAAGGAAGCUGCCCCAGUUGAUUCAAGUGUCUGCUCUAUCUGUACACAAGGUCAAAAUUCAGAGGUCAAAGGUGAAUCUGAUCUAGUUGUCUGCUCAGAGUGCAAUAAGGGAGGUCACCCGGGCUGUUUGGACCUGACCAAUGAGAUGGUGACCGUCAUAAAGACCUAUCCCUGGCAGUGUAUGGACUGUAAGACCUGCGUGGAGUGCAUGGACCCUUACGAUGAGGACAAAAUGAUGUUCUGUGACCUGUGUGACCGAGGAUAUCACACCUUCUGUGUGGGGCUAAAGUCCAUCCCCACUGGUCACUGGAAGUGCAAAAGCUGUAAGGGACCAGAGACCCCAAAACCGUCCAAAAGCAGCAAGACUCCGAAAUCCUCCAAGUCCGGGACAGGGAAAAAGCGAGGAAGACCACCACUGAAGAAGAAGGACAAGAAGAAGUCAAAGAAGAAGAUAGAACCUAAAGAAGAAGCAGAGGCUGCAGAGGAUGACACAGCAGAGACGAAGGAGGAUGAAGAGGGUGAGGAAGAAGGUGGUGAAGAGAAAGGGGAGGAAGGGAAAGAAGAGGAGGAGGAAGAAGAGGAGAUGGAGGCUGAGGAGUCUCAGGAGUGAAGAGGAGGAGCGAAGACCUCUGAAGAGACUGGAGGACAGGAUAGAUUUACCCAGCAGCAGAGCUACAAUGGAGGCUUUAAGCACAUGUUAAAUGGCAAGAAGGAGGGACAUUUUCUGAACUAGCUUUCAGUGUUAGACAUGUGGGAAAAAAAUGCUUGGCAAGUAGAAAGAUGACAGGUACAUGGCACAUGUUACAUUUAUGUAAAAAAAAAGUGCUGAUUUGUCAGUUAUUUAAACAAUGAAAAGUACAGUAUCAAUACAGGUGUACGUGCAUGUAUGUGUUUUUUAUUGUGAUCUACAUUCUUGUAAUAAAGAUUCAUAAAAUAUUGA